Molecule: messenger RNA, 194 nt
Organism: Sphaeroforma arctica JP610
Lineage: Eukaryota; Ichthyosporea; Ichthyophonida
Exons: 1
Source: RefSeq, a predicted model, not a curated record
AAGUCAAAGGUGCCUCAAGUGUUAAUGCCAUUAUAGAGAACAAAGCACUCAGCGUACUUGAAGCACUCGGCAGGCAACGAGAAAACUUUGAUACGUUAGUCCAAAAACAUGUGUUCGGUCCAAUUGAGAGGGCAAGGUGCAGGCGGCAAUCCGAUGAUGUCAAUGUGAAUAAUCCCUUGUCUACAGCCAAAGAG